Messenger RNA from Gallus gallus (chicken), 9013 nucleotides. It is a transcript of the gene TRAF3IP2, whose product is annotated as TRAF3 interacting protein 2. The coding region runs from base 6983 to 8581 and encodes 532 amino acids. Lineage: Eukaryota; Metazoa; Chordata; Aves; Galliformes; Phasianidae. The transcript has 10 exons. The record is from RefSeq and is a predicted model, not a curated record. Gene Ontology annotation, biological process: positive regulation of canonical NF-kappaB signal transduction; humoral immune response.
GAGGAGGGAGAGCCGGGUGUACGCAGAGCCCGCAGGAUUCGCUCCAGCCCUGUCCCCUUCCCGCUGAGCUCAGGGCGAGCGUCCCUCAGCCCAAGGUAAGGAGUGCUGAAGACGCUGCGCUUCUCGGUCCCUACCCGCAGUUAGCUGCUGACUGACCCACUUUUGGCUCUCGGUGAAUGUUUUUUUCCCCCCUCGGAUUUCUCUCUCCCUCCCUUUUUCCCCCCUUCUCUCUCGUUCUGACGAUGGGCUGACUUUCACAGAUGGUCACAACAUGUUUCAGCCAUUUCACUGCAGUCUGGGUUUUUGUUUUUGUUUUCUCAUCAGGAGAGUUUUGGGGUAAGCGCUGGAAAUGGACACGCCUGGUGUUGAAAUGCUGUCCUGCCUAUUUGCGUAGCUGCCUGGCAGUGCCUGUCAGCCAGGUCCCAUCCCACUGCCUCCCCACAUGGCUGUAUGAGCCCAGGGUAGCUUAUGUCUUCUGGCACAGAGCUGGGGGCAGCCAUGGGGGCCUGGGCCUCACAGUGCCAGGGCAGCUCCCAGCAGUGCCGGACAGGCCCUCAGACCCGCUGAGAGCAGGAAGAAAGCAGGCUUCUGGGCCCAGCUUGCACAGCCCUCCAUGGUGUUGGUAUGGAAACGGUGGGAGCAAGCUGGUGGCAUCGCUUUUUAAUUACAGUACAAUCAGCCGUGUAAAAACGACUCUAAUUUCACACAGUAGCCGUUUGUUUCAGGACGUGGGUUUUGUGGGGCUGAGUAGUGAGAACUGUAGGUCUGGGCUUACUGAUUCUCAGCCGCCAUCGAGAGACCAGAACUGCCCGGUCCUGCACACCCCACAAAGGCUUGAGGCCUGGCCUGGAUGCUGCCGUCAACCCCAUGCGUGUGCCCAUCUCACCAGCCCCAAUGCCUUGUGACAGAAAGCCUGUUGUUCUGUGAAUAGAUCCCAGGUGUGCCCCCACAGCCCCCUGCGUGCCCAACCGCUUACUGCUGGGCACUGCUGUGACCCCGGGCAGGUCUCUGGGAAAUGGCCUGAAGCUGCACCAGGUCAAGGAGAUGAAGCAGCGUUUAGCACUGCAGUGGGCAGUGAAGGUGACAGUGUUGGGUCAGGACCCAGGCCCACAGUGACACCCAAUCCCUCACCGAUGUCAGUUUUUAAAUGCUUGUUUCUCCUUCAGCAAACCACUUCAGGAAUGCCCUCUUCCAUUUCAGUCAGGCUCUGAGUUUCUCUUUGCUGCCCUUGGCCACAGGCUGUGUAUGCUGCACGGGGUACGUGUGUAAGGGUCAGCUGUUGGGCAGCCUCUGCUGACUGUGCUGCUGCCUGUGAUACCCUCAGGAAGGAAGGAAGGAAACAAGUGUGCUAUUAUGGUGUCUGUGUCUGUCAGUGCCCCUCACCACUAGUAGUGGCUUUUGAAGUUUGGCAGAGGGUACAUGUCUGUGAGAUGUACACAUUUCUGCACGUUUCACAAAGCAAAUGAGUGAGCGUGAGAAAGGCUGUUAUCACAGCAGCUGAGAGAGACGCGUCAGGUCCCUGAGUGUUCUCCACCACCCACGCACCCAGCAGCCCAAUGCUGCAGAGGGCAGAGUGGUUAGGGGCCUUCAAGAUGCCAGAGAUGUUCCUUUAUUAGGAAUUAGAUGCUCCAACAUGAAGUACAAAGCUAUAGGAAAACAGGCUUUCGUGGUCCCCAAGGAGAUUGGCUUCUCUCAGGGUGGUCCUCCCAUGCAACUCCACUCAGCUGUCUCCAGUUUUUUGCCUAAUGGUUAUGUUCUUUUCAGAUGUAGUGAGGCUGUGGGAUAUCCCAGUUUGGGGGUUAUUUGGUGCCUAUGGAAAAUUAAUCAGCAUCAGAAAUGGGUGGGAAAUAAUCUCUGGGAAGCAAGCGCAUUUUUAAAAUGCCUGUAAGUAGAUGUGUAAGAUCACUGCAGACAUUUUCAUAUUUCAUAAGUAUUGGAAAACUAGCAGGGAAUUCUGCCUAUAGUUGAGGUUCCUGCUUGGAUGCUUUUUAAGAGUGUUGCAUUUCUAGUUUCUUAUUUCUUGUUGUCUAGAGCUCCUUUUACUGGCAUAUCAGAGUGUACGCUCAGAGAGGUGAAGAGAUACUAGUGCUGCAAAACAGAAUAUUGUAUUUGCCAGGCAGGGAGGUGUGGAAGCAUGUCGUCUUGUUUUCCUGGUGUAGGCAGACUUUCAUGCUGUGGCUGCAGCCAUAGUCAGAAUGGAACAGAAAUGUUGUUUCCAUACCACUUUUCUCUCAGAAGUUGUGAAAAUAAACCUUACCUGCCCUAGGGAGAUUAAAAUCUGGGCUCAGAACGUGACACAUUGCUUUGGUCUUAACUGUGGAAGGUUCCCAAGGGAGAGGGUAAGCAUCCAUGAGGACAACAGCCCAAAUGCUUUGUGGUAAAGUGAAACUUUUCAGCUUGGUUUCCCUUGGCUAUGUUUGUUUAGGUUGUAGACUCAAAACAACUCCCACAUUUGCACUUAGAAUGACUUGGGUGGGAAGGGACCUCAGUGCCCACCCAGUCCCACCCCCUGCUGCGGGCAGGGCUGCCCCCCUAUCCCAGUUCAGCUGCACAGGGCCCCAUCCGACCUGGCCUUGAGCACCUCCAGGGAUGGGGCACCCACAGCUUCUAUUGGCAGCAGUGCCAGUGUCCCCACCCUUUGAGUAAAGAAGUUCCUCCUAAUGUAAACAUAACACUUGCUCUUCCUAAAGGGAUUUAUCUCUGUUUUUGAGGAAAGUUGAGUCUGGUAUCUCUGUAGAGAAAGCUGUGCUUAACAUGAUCUGCUUAUGCACUUAGACUUAUGUGACCCCAUCUCAACGUUGGUUGCAAUCUCAAUGAUGCGUGUAUUCUCAUGACAGCUUGCAAGUUCUGCAUCCAAUUACUCCCAUCUUACAGAUGGAUAUCUGCAGCACCAGAGAGCUUAAAUGAUUCAGACAAAGUACACAGAAAUUGUUUGGAAAUGAAAAAGUUCCCAUCAACCCCCAGCUCUUGUGAUCACAACUUUGCCUUAAUCUAAAUCCAUGUUAUUUCAGAAAUAUUACUGUUGGUGAAUAAAAGAGCUUUCCCUUGCCUGAUGUGCACCAAGAAAGGUGAGGAUCCUUUCUCAUCCAAAUGUUUUCUUUUUCACUAAUGUAUGCAAAUAGGUCUUUGAUCAAAAGUGUAGAGAUGGCUUUCCCCCUCUCUGAAUGUGGCAGGAGUGCAGAUACACUGUGUUGCAGAUUUCCUCUUCUGUUUAUUCACUGACAGAACUUUUCUAAUUAGAAGCAGACUGAUGGUUAAUGUAUGUGUUGGGAUGGUGCAUCCUGACAAGCCUGGGGAAUAAAUGGGAUGCCUGUUGGAUUUCGCAACCAGACAGAAGUAAACCUCAGAGAUGGGCCCGGACCCAACACUCUUCCUCUCCCUGGGCAGCCCCUUACUUCUUUCAGAUGUCUCUUAGAGAGUUUGGCCCUUGCUUCCAACUUGGGUUGUUCUUAGGUCUGUCCACACUGGCCUUCAGAAGAGUCUGUUCCCCUCCCAUUAUGCAGCUGUCCACAGGUGGCUGUCACCGGCCUCGUGCACGUCCCAGGGAAGAGGCAUUUGAAAGAAUGGCACCAGCAACUCCCCCUCUGAGAAAUGGAAGAACUCAGAGUCUGGGAAACCUCACAGGAAAAUUGAGACAGCAUUUCUGCCCCCAAACCUGGGUCGCUGCCUGGUGGGUUGCUGAGCACCCACGCAGGUUUUUUGCUGAUUCAAUGCACACUGAAGAACUGCAUGCAUGAGGAGAGGAAGGAAGAGAAAGAAAAUGGAUCUCUAAGAAGUUCUCUCAGCGUUUCUGCGAGCAGCCCAGGCUUGGCCACUCUAUCCCUUUAGAAAGGGCCUCUUCUUUUUAUUACAAGCAGGAAUAUAAGCAAAAGCUCCAGCUGGUUAUCAGUAAUCUCCUGCAUAGUCAUCGGUGCAGGGGGUAUAUUAAAUUCUUGAAGCUUCCUGGCAAUAUCAUGAUCUGACUUGAAGCUUCACUGUCGGUGGAAAUGAGGUUGCGCAUGAUCUACGUUCUUCAGUGGUCUCGGUGCCAGAAAAGGGAUCAGGCUACAGGUUUCUUAGGAUAUUUUGGUAUGUUUACCCUAAUUCUUCAACACUAGGGACUUAAGCAAGUUAUUUUUCUGUCCACUGCUUGACUGUACUUGCAAGAUAAGCCCUACAAAAAAGUCAGAGGAGACCUAAUGAAGUUGCAGAGCACGAGGCUAUAUAAAAUACUGGGAUAAUGGGCUCAGUGUUGGGUCUUUUUCCAGAAGCUGAGGAUCUUCAGCAGUGCAAAAACAAUGUCCUGAUGCAGUGUUGUUGGAGGAGGAAUGUUUCUGAAUCAUCUCUAUCAUUUCCAGCAGCGAGGGGAUUUCUCCUGGGAAUUCCCAUCCAAAUAGUACUACCAGUGUUGCUCAAAGCAUGCUGCAUGUCCCAGAAUUAACUUACCCUCGGGGCUGUCUCUACAGACAGAGCUCUGCUGUUCUGACAGCCUCCCUUGCCAAGCAGUGCUAUUGAGAGAGGAGGAGGUUUACGAAGUCACUGCUCCUCCUUUGCAUUGAUGUGUCUCUUCUAAUGCCAGAGGCCCCUCGGUGCCUUCUGCCUCAGCCCCACAGGAGCAGGGCUCCGCAGAGGUGUCGAAGCUCAGCCUUUGCUGCUCAGCUGCACUGCGGCAGGAGCUAAGCAAAACAAUAUUUAAAAAGCUAACAGCUUUUCCAGGGAAAUAUGUAGUAGGUGGAGUCAGGUCUCAUUUCUGUCUGACCAAAUUAUUUUUGCUCAGAUAUUUGGGGUAGUUUUUGUAAUGUUCAGCACAUGUUACACAGGAAGACAUAAUUUAAAUGUUACAUUGAUUUAACAGAUAAAGAGGUAUGUGUCCUUCUAGAGGGCCAAACUAAUAGGAAAAACAUCUUCAACUGUUCUGAAGUAAGCCAUUUAAAGAGUUUGGUAGCUCAGUAAUUGUGGAAUAAAUUAAUGUCUUAAGUCUUAAUCUCCCCCAUCAGAAAGGAAUAGUCAAUACACCAUAUGAAAACUUGAAAAUAGUUUUGUAUUUUUCCUGCCCAUGUUGUGCCUUGCAUUAGGUUCACAGAGUCUGCGUGUGAUCCAUUUUGCAGAUACCCAUCGUUAAUGGUGGAACUACAAAAAGACAAAACACUUGGAAGGUUGUAUCCUCCAGAGGAAUUCGGUAACUCUUAAAUCCCAUCUGACGCCUGCUGAAGUCAACAGAGAGACCUCUGUUUACUUCCCUGAGCUUUGGACUGAGUUCUUGGUUUCUCUGUAGAAAAUCUGUUCUUGUCAUGGAGCUAAACCAAUGGCUGUUGGAUAUAGAGGAUCCGGAUUCAAUGUGGUUUCUAUCAUUUUGAUCUGACUCUUUCAGAGACCAUUGAAGAAAUGCCAUUGUGUAUCAGGCCUUGCAGAUUUGUUCCUGAAAUACUGUGUUUGGGUGUUUGUGAAGAAUUCUACCUGCUGGUAAGGUGCUCAGACAACACAUGUUGCUCAAGGGGAGCAGCCAUGCCCAGGUGCCUGCAGCUGAGCUUGCUCUUUCUGAAGAGGAACCAGCUCAUUGGAGCUGCUCAACGGGGGAGUAAGAGUGUGCAGUAUGAUUUGUGCCAGCUGAGCACAGGACCCUGCCUUCUGUCAGAGCAGCAGCACGUUUGUUGUGCUGGUGUAGCUAAUGGCUGCUCAGAGGACUUGUCUACAUGGGAAAAUUUGCCAGCAUCAUUUUGCUGCUAUAAUUAUCCCAGGAAAAUUCUCCCUGUGGAUGUUGUUCUUAUAAUGUAGGAUGAAGAUCUGUGGUAGGUCUUCUGCAUAGGUGGGUUUUAUGUUACACAGAGGAAGAAUAUUUAUAUUGCAGCCCAGCAGCUGCAAAGCACAAUUUUUAUCCUACUUCCCAGUAAAUGUUACACUGAGAGUUUCCUAUGCCAGAGGUACUUUCAGGGGGGAAUGUACGUCACUUGAUCUGAUCAGCUCAAACAUAAAGCCUUGCUCUCACCCUAUGGGACUGGGCACAUUCUUUGCUUUUGUAGGAUAUGGCUGUGGGAGCCAGGGUAAAGGCUGGGAUGCUGCCUUAUACCUCUCCGUGAUCCUGUUCAACUGCUUUUAAUGCUGUGGCUGUCUGAAUAUGUUCUUCAUUUGAACUUUCUGUUCAAGCUGCUGUGUGACUGAAGCUGAAUCUUGAAUCACUGAGAUCUCCUCAAACGUGCUGUGGUGUUGACUUUCCUUACCAGGCUUUCAAGUCAGAUUCUCUUGUCAAACGCUGUCAUUUUCAUUGCUUGGGUACUUAGACACCAUUCUUCAGUAAUGCUCCUACUUGGGAUUUUGGCUUUUUCCAUGCGGUAGAAGGAAAACAGCUGGGGUAAUGAGUCCCAGACUUGUUUCUCUGUACCCCAUGUCAGGAGAUAGCAUCUGAUGGGAGCAAGUUGAUCUCCACCCUGAUACCAGAGGAUGAAGAUGGCUACGGAGAUCAGCGUGUUGACAUCAAAUGUGCUGAUCUAUUUCUGUGCCAAAGUCUGGGAAUCAAGGGGUUGGGUAUGGGAAGCAGAAUGGCUACAUCAGCACAUUGCUCUGCUGUGCUUUGGCCUUGAUUGCUUCCAGCUCGGGGUGAAGGACCAGGGGUGUUUUGCACUUCCUGCUUGAGUUCAGUGACCAUCUGCUUGAGCUUCUUCCCUCUGUGAUACACUGUGGCAUACAGAUAGAGAAACCGAUAGUGAAUGAAUGUUGUACCUUGAGCUUCUGCUGGUUCACCUGUGGACUUCAAGAGUGUCACAAAGCCCUUUCUGAGCAGCCCGGCAGGCUGGGUAGGACAGAGAACACUGAAGAGAAAUGAAACUAUGCUUGGCGUUUUCCGAAGGUUUUUUAGGUCCAGCAGUGUUUUGUUUCAACAUAAAUGGGAUGCUGUGUGUAAGCCUGCAGUAAGGCUUGUACUUCUCGUUCCAGUGGUUUCCUGGAAAAUUCUGACCUUGCAGCACGGCACUUGACUCCAUUUCUUGUGUGACUACAAAACUGGGAAAUGGCUUCUGUGUCAGGCACUUUUGUGAGCCGAAGCAUACCGGUGGAAGUGGAUGAAUCCAUGCUGUAUUCCCCAUUUCCUGAACCUGCCUUGGAAGAGGCUUCACAGCCUUCUGUAGAGCACGUGGAGGAUGAGGAGCGCCAGAGACCACGUGCCAAUCCAGCACAUCUCUGCAGAGCGCUGGCACAUCACCAGCUGGCCACGGAGCCGGACAGCAGGCCGUGGUCAGAAUAUACCGAUCCUGAUGGAUGUGGGUGCUUCUGUUCCCCUAGUGAAUCAGUACUGGAAUUAGUUCACUCCAAGAUGCAUCUUUUAACUAUGGACAAAUCAGGCAUGCAGCCAGGACCACUGCUUUCAGCUGAUACCAACUCUAGUAAGUCAGAGCAGAGCUUGGAUGAUGCUCCUGAGGACUCAUUGGAGGAGAACAACAAAGGGAGUUCAUGGUCACGGCAGCCUUCAGGAAACAAACUCCCAGCAGAGCUGGCAACUGAGGACACGGGUUACAACUCCCAGUCCCAAGACAUCAUGGGUGUCAGGCACCUGGAGCUCCCCUUACCACUUGUGUCCGUGGUGAACCCCCAGGACCUCCCAGGACCGCUGAUCUCCAGAGAGUUUUUUGGACCUGAGCCUCAGCAGCACCCCAGGUGCCAGCACUUGCCCCAUCCCAACCCCUCUGCGCAAGCCCAUGGCUUCUGUGGGCACCACUAUCUGGCAGAGCAGCACCUGCACGGCCCAUAUGGCAGAGCUCCUUACCAGCAUUUUGCACAUCCAUCACAACCGCUCCCUCCUGUUCCCGGACCCUGCAUGAGAGUUAUCCGCCCAGCCCAGCAAGUCAUCCCCAAUUACUCCAACCUUCGUGCUCCCAAGGGCACCACCGAGCGACCUCCCCAGAGGCUGUGCUCCUCCCCUGGUCCUCCUCGAUUCCCAAACCAGUUGUACAACCAGCUACCUAACGGCCAGCUGUCCCAAAAGGCAUGUGGCCCAGAUGAAGCAUGUUGUUGUCCUUCUGACAAUUUUCCAUCUCCAGCUGCUGUCCCAAGACCUCUCAGUAACCCUGCAGCCAAGGGAACUCUGAGAACCAGCAAUUUGCCGGAAGAGUUGCGCAAGGUCUUUAUAACCUAUUCCGUGGACACAGCGGUGGAGGUCAUGAAAUUUGUGAACUUCCUGCUUGUAAAUGGAUUUCAGACUGCUAUCGAUAUAUUUGAAGACACAGUACGAGGUAUUGACAUCAUAAAGUGGAUGGAACGCUACCUAGGUGAUAAGACGGUGAUGAUAAUCAUAGCAAUCAGUCCAAAAUACAAACAGGAUGUGGAAGGGGCUGAGUCCCAGCUGGACAGGGAUGAACACGGCUUACAUACUAAAUACAUCCACAGGAUGAUGCAGAUUGAGUUCAUACAACAAGGGAGCAUGAACUUCAGAUUCAUCCCCGUGCUUUUCCCAAAUGCCAAAAAGGAGCACGUGCCUACCUGGUUGCAGAACACUCACAUUUAUAACUGGCCAAAGAACAAGAAGAACAUCCUCCUGCGGCUACUGAGGGAGGAGGAAUAUGUUGCUCCUCCAAUAGGACCUUUACCAACACUCCAGGUUGUGCCGUUAUGAACGUUAUCUCUCAAAGUGCACGAGAAGCAGUUGUUAAAGGGUUGCUUUUGGCAGGGAGCCCGCACUCUUCCAGAUGGCUCUUUCUGAUGACAGAAGACACUCUUUCUGCUUAAGGAAUUGGUUGUGUUGGGUAGCUCAGGCUCAGCUCGUUCUCCACCACGUUAAACAUCUAUUUCUGAAGCUGAUGGAGCAGAACUCCUCUCUCCCAGGUUUUUAAAAAAGCUGCAAAUGGAACGAAUGCCCAACUUUAUUUUAACAUCUGUUUUUAACAUAACCCUUUAUUAGUCGAUACGGCAAACAAACGCCAGAAAUAACGUUCCUCCUUUUUUGCUCAGGGUUUCUUUAUAGAUAUCCCUGCCUUGUACAGCAUUAUCAGACAGUUAAUUCGUACAUGCACUAUUAAAUAUGUUUGCCUUUUGUAAGGCUACCUGA